AUGAAUCCUUGUCUUGAAGGGUAUGCCUCACUGAACAAGCAGAUUAAACAAGACAGGAAACUUCGCAUAAUCGGCCUCUUUCUCAGUGUAAACGGCCACGUAUUGAGCGCUAUGAGCGCGUUUGCAGCUGUGAGUACCGCCAUAGAGCUGAACGAUAGCGAUGAGAACGACGAGGUGACGUAUCAGCCGUUUUCGAGCGAUGAUGAGGCUGAAAUGGACCAGGAGUUCGAAAAUUUUGGCAUACCACCUGGUACUUCGUUACAGGAUAUCUCCAACAAGCAAGAAUCUGUUCCAGUGCGAACGAAUCCGGCUAUUACAGGCUCAAAGUUCAGACCAGACGACGACAAUCUCGUCUAUGGUGAGAAUGAGAUUACAGUUGGGCUCAAGAACUACGAGUAUCUGAUCAUAAAGGGUCAGUACAGUCUUACCAUUCAGCGGGGUGCUGUUGAAAUUGAUUCGGUACUGUUUCACGCUAGUGAAACUCCCGUUAAGAUAUGCUCACCCUCUCUCACGAGUCUUCCAAUGAUAGCCUCGGCCCAGGUGACUGACCGUUCUUUGGUAAAUGAUCAGAGAACGAGCGAGAACGAGCAUUUGUUCAGCUCGGAUUAUAAGAGUGUACUGAAAAUUUCGAACUGGAAGACUGGUCUGGAAGGCAUUGGUGAGCUGUAUCCGCCAUUGAAGAACAUAUUGCCUUUGGAAAUACCGUCUGAUUUCGACCCAAACUCAUCUCACGCUGUUUUGGGCUACUCUUUUGAAAUUGUAUUUGCAGAUAGUGGUUAUACAGGCGUGUCUUUGCCGAAGACCUGGAAGACUAUUCGAUCAGAGCUCACUGAAGGGGUCUGUGAGGAUAGGAAUCCCACGCGUGUAUUUGUCCUUGGAACAAAGAAUAGUGGUAAGUCGACAUUUGUGCGAUUUCUUUUGAACAGUAUCACUUCGAAUGAACAAAAUGUGGUUAUCUUGGAUUUGGAUCCUGGACAGCCCGAAUACUCUCCUUCCGAGACUAUAUCGCUUACUGAACAGACUGUCCCAAUAUUCGGACUGAAUCUCAAACAAUUCAGCCAAACUCUCAAAACAGACGAAUGCCAUUAUAUCGGGUUCAGUUCUCCACAGAGAGACCCAGAUACGUACCUGGAAGCAGUUUCCAAGCUGUGUCUAACCUAUGAGAGCAGGUAUGCUUCCAGAAAUCUGCCGCUUUUAGUGAACAUUCCAGGCUGGGUGAAAGGAUUUGGGGUGAAGCUACUUGAAAGACUAUCGCAGCUGAUAAAUCCCACACAUACGGUUUAUUUGCAUUCGUCAUCAUCGGAACUGGACAGAGAACUGGAUGAUGUCUCUUUCGGAAAGAUGAUGAAGGCUCCUGGUAUCUUUGCACCUGCUGGAUACUCAGCUAGUCAAAGGAGACAUUUCAACACUCUUGCGUAUCUCCACACGUUAGGAGGAUGCAAAUUCAAUAUGUCGCCUCUAAUCACCUCCCCUCCAUACUCCAUCUCGUACUCCACGAGUCUGGCCGGAGCAGGACUGUACGACCAGAAACUCGGAGCAAUUGGAGUUUUGGAUGGAGCAGGACUAAACCACGAAGAUCUGCAGUUGUGUAUAGAGGCAACUGUGGUGGGACUGUACAGCGUUUCAUUGGAGGAGUUUGCGUCUCUGAUCCCUACUAUGGUCCAAACCCAUGCGAGCUUUCCGAAUUACCUGAACGAUACUUCUCAGUUAUACACCAAUGCACAUACACUCAAGUUCCUGGGACUUGGACUCGUUCAUUCAAUGGACACUGAUAGAAAACUUUUGAACAUAUACACACCAGUUGCUGCCAAAACGCUCUCAAGUCCGGAGACCAAGAUUGUCAUCAUAAGGGGACGGUCGGAGGUGCCGGUUCAAGAGAUUGCUCCCAGAGAUGUGGUUUUGAAGUACAACAAGAAGCGCAAGAAGGCCAAGAGCGAAAACUUGGGUCUCCCCUACAUUUCGCUCAGUCGAACCGAGGGAAAGGGUGUCAAGUCGUUGAAUGUCAGACGAAACAUAGUGAGAAGAAGGUAA
This is a messenger RNA of Kuraishia capsulata CBS 1993, 2031 nucleotides long. RefSeq lists its product as uncharacterized. Gene Ontology annotation, biological process: cleavage in ITS2 between 5.8S rRNA and LSU-rRNA of tricistronic rRNA transcript (SSU-rRNA, 5.8S rRNA, LSU-rRNA). Lineage: Eukaryota; Fungi; Ascomycota; Pichiomycetes; Pichiales; Pichiaceae. The record is from RefSeq and is a predicted model, not a curated record. The coding region runs from base 1 to 2031 and encodes 676 amino acids. Gene Ontology annotation, molecular function: polynucleotide 5'-hydroxyl-kinase activity. Gene Ontology annotation, cellular component: nucleus. The transcript has 2 exons.